This is a messenger RNA of Aedes albopictus (Asian tiger mosquito), 861 nucleotides long. RefSeq lists its product as uncharacterized. Lineage: Eukaryota; Metazoa; Arthropoda; Insecta; Diptera; Culicidae. The record is from RefSeq and is a predicted model, not a curated record.
CAAAGCAAUCCGCUCCUAGGCCAAUACAACGGAUAUGCAUACCCGAUCAACAGUGAGUGCAGCUCAACCGAUUACAACGUGCACCAGCUGAUGGCUCAGAUGGAGUCACUAAAUCACCAAGUUCUGGAACUAACCGCCAACUUACGAGCCCUACAGCAAGUAAACUCGUCGAACUCCCCCGACUGCCAGCUAUGGCUAUCCCGACAGCAGUUCCCACUGCUGAUAUACGUUCCAAUCUUGCUGCCAUAUCUUGGCAGCGGUUUUGACGGCAACAGCCACCAGCAAAGCUUUAAAAAUCCCGCGAGCUAUGCCUUCCAGAAGAUGUGUGAAGAAUGCAUAAGCAAAUAAUAAAUCACUUGACAUAUAGGCCUCGGUCGAAACCGAUCCGUUGACGUUAGAUAAUUUAAGUGGCUGUUGUAGAGAUUCGUUUGUGUAUACCCACAAGCUUAUUGAUGAUGAAUUUCUCGAAUCGAUGUUAAUGACCUUGUCUGCAGGGGGUUACGAACGAUUACGGAUAGACAUGUGGCGACGAUCGUUGACCGUGAUUGUUUGAACAAAAACGGAUAGGACGAUGUGUUAAUUUGAUAUUUGACGAUGUAGAUUAAGUUUUGAGCAUUCGGAGAAGGUCAUGAACUAUAAUAUUCGGAAAUGCCACAGGAAAUGAAAUUCACACAUCUGUCUACAGUGUUAUGAAUAAUAGGAAAUGAUUGAAAUGCGUUUUUUUUUUUGUUUCAUCGUAUAACAAAUUUACGUUACUAAAAUAUGCUCUGCUCAAAGUAUUUAUGUAUUCUAUUUAUAGUAACAAUAAUAAUACAAUAUGGUCACAACGUAAUGAAGACCAACAAAUAAAAACAUUAAACU